AUGUGUGAGGAUGACGGUUCCUCCAGAGGAACCAUCGACCAGUCUGAUCGGCCGCGCUCCACGAGCCAAGAUGGCAGUCCCUUGCUCGCGGAUGACGGAGCCCGUCGAGGGGGAGCGGUCGAUCCGCCCGGUGGAAAGACGAAGAAGGAUGGCGGAUGCGAUGUCGUUGCUAGUAGUAGCUGGGGAGGGUAUGUUGUCGGUAUAUACGAAUAUAGAUUCUUCACUACGGUGCCUUGCGGAAAGAGGGGGCAGACGGCGUGUGGGAGGGGAAGGAAAAACGAAAAGAAACGGAAGACGACACGCCUGUCUGGGAGUAGUGCUAGUCCGGUUUCCCUCGACGACCUGCAUGGAGCCAAGCCGAUAUAA
This is a messenger RNA of Rasamsonia emersonii CBS 393.64, 366 nucleotides long. RefSeq lists its product as uncharacterized. The record is from RefSeq and is a predicted model, not a curated record. NCBI's taxonomy places the organism in Eukaryota, Fungi, Ascomycota, Eurotiomycetes, Eurotiales, Trichocomaceae. The coding region runs from base 1 to 366 and encodes 121 amino acids. The transcript has 2 exons.